Molecule: messenger RNA, 408 nt
Organism: Caenorhabditis sp. 36 PRJEB53466
Lineage: Eukaryota; Metazoa; Nematoda; Chromadorea; Rhabditida; Rhabditidae
Source: the annotation of a GenBank genome assembly
AUGUCUCUCAGUCAGGUCGGAAAGACCUUCAACCUCGACACCCAAAAAGGAGAUUUCCCGGUCCUUUUCAUCGACCCAAGAAACUACGACUAUGAAGGCCCGCUUCCUGAAGACAAGUACUAUGCCCUUGAGUACAAACCAUCGGCAGCCAAAGAAAAACUCGUCGAGUUCCUUAAUACUGAAAGAGCCGCUGGAAAAGUGUUUAACUUUCAAAACGAGCUGUUCAACUAUUGCUACAACGAUGUUUUCAUCUUGGCAAAAGCCAUGACCGUCUUCGAGCAAGAGUUUGAAAAUAUGACAAACGUCUGUCUUCUAGAGGUAUGUUUUUAUUAUUUGAAAAAACAGCAACAACAAAACAACGUACGAACAUGAUCCUAGAUUGUCGGGUGGUGGAAGGAGAACCUGUAA